GAGCCGAGCAGGACCCGAGCCAAGAGGCGCCUACAAAGCUGCAGACGGUGGCGGCGGCGGCGGAGGCGGCUGUAGUGAAAGCAAAGGAAAAAAUCUCCAGCUGGACGCAGGGCCCCAGAAUUCCUGCCACAGGCUCUGAACUUUGACAGGUCGUGCUGUGACUAAUACCUCCCACCCCCACCUUCGCCCCGAAGUCCUCACGCAGCACAGGACUUUGCCUUUCCCGCUGCAGAUAGGAGGAAUAGCAGUUGCAAGCAGCAGCAGGUGCAGUAAGGUGGAGGAUCUCUGCUUCCUGGAACCGCGACCCGUGGAAUUUCUUUCUCUUUUCCAGCUCAACGCAGGAGAGACGCUGUCUCCAGAUUACAGAACUCAAGUGCUUUCUGAAGCUCAAAAGUGGAGGAAUUCAAAGCCACCAAGGGUAUACAGCACAUCUAGAAGCUUUUAUCUUAGCGUCAAGUCUUCUGCUUACAAGGAAAGAGUUCUGUCUAGAAAGAGCCUGCAGCCCUCCUGUCUUGGUUAAACAGGACUCUGACCCCAGGCGCUGGCUCAGGACCCUGCUGCAAAGGAUUUGUGUGUGUGUACAGAGAGGAAGGUUUAAUCGCUUAGCAGAAAAAUGGAUAACGUCCUCCCUGUGGACUCAGACCUCUUCCCAAACAUCUCCACCAACACCUCGGAGCCCAACCAGUUUGUGCAGCCGGCCUGGCAAAUUGUCCUUUGGGCAGCUGCCUACACAGUCAUUGUGGUGACCUCCGUGGUGGGCAACGUGGUGGUGAUGUGGAUCAUCUUGGCUCACAAGAGAAUGAGGACAGUUACUAACUAUUUCCUGGUGAACCUGGCCUUCGCAGAGGCCUCCAUGGCUGCAUUCAAUACAGUGGUGAACUUCACUUAUGCUGUCCACAACGAGUGGUACUAUGGCCUGUUCUACUGCAAAUUCCACAACUUCUUCCCCAUUGCUGCUGUCUUUGCCAGUAUCUACUCCAUGACAGCUGUGGCCUUCGAUAGGUACAUGGCCAUCAUCCACCCCCUCCAGCCCCGACUGUCGGCCACAGCCACCAAGGUGGUCAUCUGCGUCAUCUGGGUCCUGGCUCUCCUCCUGGCCUUCCCCCAGGGCUACUACUCAACCACGGAGACCAUGCCCAACCGAGUGGUGUGCAUGAUCGAUUGGCCAGAGCAUCCCAACAAGAUUUAUGAGAAAGUGUACCACAUCUGUGUGACUGUGUUGAUCUACUUCCUCCCCCUGCUGGUGAUAGGCUAUGCGUACACUGUAGUGGGUAUCACACUGUGGGCCAGCGAGAUCCCUGGGGACUCCUCUGACCGUUACCACGAGCAAGUCUCUGCCAAGCGCAAGGUGGUUAAGAUGAUGGUUAUUGUUGUAUGCACCUUUGCCAUCUGCUGGCUGCCCUUCCACGUCUUCUUCCUCCUGCCUUACAUCAACCCUGAUCUCUACCUGGAGAAGUUUAUUCAGCAGGUUUACCUGGCCAUCAUGUGGCUGGCCAUGAGCUCUACAAUGUACAACCCCAUCAUCUACUGCUGUCUCAAUGACAGGUUCCGUCUGGGCUUCAAGCAAGCCUUUCGGUGCUGCCCUUUCAUCAGUGCUGGUGACUAUGAGGGGCUCGAAAUGAAAUCCACUAGGUACCUCCAGACGCAGGGCAGUGUGUAUAAAGUCAGCCGCCUGGAGACCACUGUCUCCACAGUGGUGGGGGUCCAUGAGGAAGACCUGGAGGAAGGCCCCAAGGCCAUGCCCUCAUCCCUGGACAAGACCUCCAAUGACUCCCCUCGCAGCGACUCUAAGACCACAACGGAGAACUUCAGCUUCUACUCCAACAUGCUCUCCUAGACUAUGGGGCGUUCAGUAGGCGCAGUCACCUUUGUGUUUGUCUUGCUUCAUUUCAUGCAUGGAUAAAUCCUCAAUAUAGAGACCAUAAGAAACGCUUUUGCGGCUUGUGAAAAGGUCAGAAUAGUUUAGGAAAAACAUUCUAUUCUGGAGUCAAAAACCUGCAUUCUUCUAUGUCUUUGCCACCCACAUGCUGUGUGACCCAAAACAAAUCAUCGAACUUCUCUGAGCCUGUACAAUGGGAAGGUUAGACUCGAUUUUCUCUACAAUCCAUUCCAAGAUUCUAGAAUUAACUUUAAUUGCAUGUUGGCACUCAUUUCAGGGUAAUUCCUGCAAUGCAGCAAAAGAUCCAACUGAUCUGUUUGCCUAAAGCUGCUAUCUUAUUUCAAUAAAGGUGUUCUCAGUCUUGCUUAGAUUAUUUUCCCUUAGCUGGUGGCUCAUACUGCAUCAGCCUCUGCUUGAUAAGGUGAACAAAAGGAGGAACCACAUAAAAUCUGAAUGAAAGAUGUAACACUCUCUUCUAAGGAUUCAUGAAAAGAAGGCAUACUUCUGCCCCUUUUUGGCAUCUCAAUAUCUCAGUGCAGUAUGGGAUUGAGAGCCUCAAGUUUAUCUGUAUUAUGUCCCCAGUGACUGUCCUGAGCAAUCAAUGCUGAUAGAAUAUGUCCACUGAUACUAGCUAAUGUCUGUUAUGAACCAAGACUCAGGAGAACUGUGCAAUACUUAAUCUACCUGAUCCUCUCUUUCCUUAUUUGUAAAACUAUGAGCUGAACUACAUCAUCUAGGUGUCCUUUUGAAUGUUAACAUUCAUUGGUUCAAUGAUUGUAUGAGUCUUUUUUUGUUGUUCAACCAAAAAUUUGUAGUCUCAGGAAGAAUAGAAGCAGUAAGUCCAGCGAAUUAAUACCUAGAGAUGUAGCAACUGCUAAGACCAUGUAUCAGUAUCCAUAUAUGACAUUCUCUGAUUUAUCCUAAAACUGUGAGCACUUUCCUUCUCCUGAAGAUUUUGGCCUUUGACAGAGCAGAGGACUUCGUGUCAAAUCCUACAUCUCUCUAUAAGGAUUUAACAGGCUAAGUCUCCCAGCUGGAGAAUGCCACCAGGGAAGAAAAACAUGUAGGCUCCCUGCUCUGGACUUUUGGGUAUCUUAGGGCAGGGGCACUCACCUAGAUUUUUAGCUUUAUACUAGCAUAAGGCAUGAGUUCAGUGACUGAGGAGGCUGCACCCUGCAACAACGCUUGUGGGAAGAGGUCACCUUGCAUCUUCCCUUUAGACUCUCUGAAUCUCCCCUUCCUGCCACCAGCUUUGCUGGCCUCCUGUCUAAAAGAGGUGGGAUGAUCGAUCAACCUUACAGAAGAGUCAGUUGACAGAGAGUCAUGAACUUAAAGCUUCGUGUCCUGACAGUUUGGGGGUUAUAGCAGGUGAGUGUGCAGUUUCUUUCUGUCUCCCAGAUCUGUGCUUUGUACAGAUGUGGCUGAAAGCAGAAACCUCAUGUAACUACCAUAAAUGCCUUCUUUGUGGUUUGAAGAAUGCAUGGACAUAUUCUGCAUCCAUCAUGUUGAGGGAGAACUGUGCUGCACAUAGGUUUACAGCCGUUACCAGCUGUGCUGGCCCUAACCCUACCAGGGCAUUGACAGGCCAGGAAGAAGUUAUAUAGCAACAGUAUAAGCCAGAAAGAUAUCCUCCAAAGCAGCAUGAGAAGGAUUAAAUAAACUAAGAAAACCAACUCAGUGCAAAUAUAUGAAUGGAACACAUAAUUUAGGGGCAACAAAAGUCAGUGCCCAAAGCAUUAGUCUUACUUCUGAUAAAGAAUCAUACCAUGUAUGGAUUAUUCACUUCAGAGGGAUGUAAAGAACUGGCAUGAUUAUGAGAAGUACCUAAGAAGAAAGUGUUAAUGAGUAGGGGACAUCCCCUCUAUGGAAGAGGUUAGAGUUGAAUUCAACAAGGUUUAUGGAGCACUUGCUCUGGACUUGGCCCUGAGCUGGGGACGCACAGCUCCUUCUGUUCUUGAGGAGCCUACCAACAGGCCAUUGUUAACUCACCAGUCUUAGUGGGUCUAGGCUGCCCAGCAGGCAUGGAGGAAGUUGAGAAGCAGAUUUUCCACAGGAUUCUAAAGACCCACACUCAACAUGGGUAAUCGGGCCAAAGACCUUAAGAUAGCCUUUUGCAAUGAGAGCUCUCUGAGAUAAUUCCAAAGAGAGCACCAGCCAAUCCAGGGGAACUGAAGGGGUGUGUUUGGACAACAUCAUCACUGCACAUAAUAGGAGUGUACAGUUUCAAAUAUGGCAGAACGUUUCCUCUGAGAGAGCCCAGCAAGUCUUCCUCUAACUCACUCUCCAACACCCGUUUAACUUAUAAAAUUGUUGUCUCCUCCCAUGUGUGAGAAACACCAUGAUCUGCACUGUGCAUUGGUCUCAUUCUUAUAGAAAUCUGUCAUCCUGUGUUAUCUCCUAAGUGUUUUUCCUUGAUAUUCUGUUCAGUAGUAAUAGAAUAUAAGGCAUCAUGGGGCUAUCACUGUUAUGUUACUUCUAAAAUGUGGGAUCCAGUUGCUGUCAAUGAGCUAUUUGUAUUGUGCUGAUUCCUCCUCAUUCUUUCACAGAGAGAAGCUGAUGUAUAUAAUGGACUCACAGUAGUACCAUAGCAACUGAGGGUUGGGGAGGGACACUAUAUGGCAAGAACUAAAGGAUAGGGGUCCUUGUCUUCCUCACCUCCCACUGGAGUGCUAAGACAUACUGGAAUGUCCUUUCUCUUGGAAGGACUGAGUGGAACCCUUGGAAAAGGGGACUUGGGAGCUAACCUUAUUGACCUGGUUUCAGGAAGAAUCAUGUAAGUGGAGAGGGGUAUUUCUUGAAGUUUCUAUGUUUUCCA
Molecule: messenger RNA, 4694 nt
Organism: Globicephala melas (long-finned pilot whale)
Lineage: Eukaryota; Metazoa; Chordata; Mammalia; Artiodactyla; Delphinidae
Gene: TACR1
Product: tachykinin receptor 1
Biological process (GO): G protein-coupled receptor signaling pathway; positive regulation of flagellated sperm motility
Cellular component (GO): plasma membrane; sperm midpiece
Molecular function (GO): substance P receptor activity
Source: RefSeq, a predicted model, not a curated record